AUGGCACACUUUAGGCCAGCAGGGUUUUCGGAUGAUGACACGGACAGUGAUGAUUACGGUUUUUUCGACAAACCGACGAGAGCCUACUAUCCUACAGAUUAUAAUGAAAAAAAGAAAAAUGAAAUGAAACUUCAAGAUGCUAUUCUAAAUGGCAAUUUAAAGGAUGUAGAAGAUAUUAUUUUGUAUGAUUUAAAUAAUGCAGUGAAUCUCAAACUUGACAGUGGAUGGACCCCUUUGAUGCAUGCCUGCUUCCAUGCUCAGGAUGAAAUUGUUAGGAUGCUACUAGACAAAGGCGCUGACCCAAAUUUACAUGCAGAUUCCAUGACGUCCGUGAUGGCUGCAUGUUCCAACAGCAGCGCUAGCGACUACACAAUAUACAAUAUUGUUUCUCAUCUCAUCGAGAAGGGCUGCCUCCUAAACAUUGGCGACAAGCUCGGCCAGACUCCUUUAAUGCGGGCGAUCAGUAACGGUCGAAUCGGUGUAGUGAAGCUUUUAUUGGACAAGGAUGUUAAUAUUGAAAUGAGGGAUCAACAAGGGUGGACAGCGUUGUUCUGGGCUGUUCACCAUAACCAACCCGAAAUUGUGGAACUACUCAUCGAGCGCGGCGCCCGGCUGGCCGAAGUGGACCGCUCCGGCCGCACACUCCCGGAAAUAGCCCAAGUGCACGACUUUCAGGCGAUCGUAGACAUACUUAAUAGGCAUCUAAAGAGGGAGAAGGACGACAACGACAAGGAAAGCUAUAUCACUAGCCAAGUGACGUCGUGGCAAGAUUUCUAUCCGGGUCUGAAUAAGGGGCAAAGGCCGUCGUACGUGAGCGAAAUACCGCAUCUACUGUACGGGAUGAACUGCGAGCGGUUGACACCGCUCUUCAUGGACAGCGGAAUGGAUUUGAGGACAUUCCUUCUGCUGGAGGAUAAGGACAUGGUGGCUUUGGGCAUAGACAUGCCUUACGAGCGGCAGAGGCUGUGCCAAGGCCUGAGGAGUUUCCACACGAGAGGUUGGAAACUGAACGCGGUGGCGGGAUUGUACGCGAGGAAGAACGAAAACUAUAGCGUAAUAGACUGUUUAACUACAUUGGGCACCCACCUCCAACAGCUGUACAUAUUAGAAGCCACGCUACAGUACACCUUGCGUGAAUACAAUAGGAUUCAAAAUCAAAUCAAAUACGAACCGCCCGAUUCGCCCCUCCUUAACAAAUUGAAAGCCGCCAGUAAAAAGUUUCAGAUUAACAUAAACAGUAUUAGAAGGGAAACCAAAAUUAUGAAAACGUUACUCUCUAAGAUAAGUAGAACUAACCCGCAACCAGCGGAUCUGAUUAAAGAAAAGACUGCGCAGGACAUAGCAAUAGGUUACGCGAAGGAGUUCCUAAUCGUAUGCUCUCUAGAGGAGGCCUUUGCUCAGCAGUGGGACAUGUAU
This is a messenger RNA of Iphiclides podalirius (scarce swallowtail), 1416 nucleotides long. Lineage: Eukaryota; Metazoa; Arthropoda; Insecta; Lepidoptera; Papilionidae. The record is from the annotation of a GenBank genome assembly.